GCAACUAUGCUCUUCUUCUCUUCGCUCUAAAUCUCGGAUCGGAUUGAAGAUGGGUCGAAGGAGAUCCAGCCGGGUCAAUAUGAUCUCCAUAAUCUGUAUCUUCUUCUUCCUCGUUUCAUCUGCGCACUCUUUCUACCUCCCUGGUGUUGCUCCUCGAGAUUUUCCAGCAGGUGAUCUACUUUCUGUUAAAGUUAACAAGUUGUCUUCCACAAAGACUCAACUUCCAUAUGACUAUUACUACUUGCACUACUGCAAACCUUCCAAGAUUUUGAAUAGUGCAGAAAACUUGGGGGAGGUCCUUCGAGGUGACCGCAUAGAGAACUCAGUUUUUACUUUCCAUAUGAGACAGGAGCUGCCAUGCCAGGUGGCAUGUCGAGUAAAACUUGACAAUGAAGCUGCUAAGAACUUUAAAGAAAAAAUUGAUGAUGAAUAUAGGGUCAAUAUGAUUUUGGAUAACCUUCCAGUUGCUGUUCUUAGACAAAGGCGUGAUGUAACUCAGCCUAACACGUAUGAACAUGGUUUCCGUGUUGGGUUCAAGGGGAACUAUGCAGGGAGUAAAGUGGAGAAAUAUUUUAUAAAUAACCACUUGAGCUUUAGAGUUAUGUAUCACAAGGAUCCUGAAACUGAUACUGCUCGAAUAGUAGGAUUUGAAGUUACUCCAAACAGCAUUAAUCACGAGUAUAAGGAGUGGGAUGAGAAGAACCCCCAGGUGACAACCUGCACGCAGAAAACCAAAGAUAUGAUUCAAGGGAGUACUAUUCCCCAAGAAGUAGACACAGAUAAGGAGGUUAUUUUCACUUAUGAUGUGUCUUUCAAGGAAAGUGAUAUAAAAUGGGCUUCACGCUGGGAUACUUACCUUCUAAUGAAUGAUGAUCAGAUUCACUGGUUUUCCAUUAUCAAUUCUCUUAUGAUUGUUCUCUUCCUUUCUGGUAUGGUUGCCAUGAUUAUGAUGAGAACUCUCUACAAAGAUAUUGCAAAUUACAAUCAAUUGGAAACACAAGAUGAAGCUCAGGAAGAAACCGGAUGGAAACUUGUUCAUGGAGACGUGUUCAGGCCCCCUAUUAAUUCUGGAUUACUAUGUGUUUAUGUUGGGACUGGUGUUCAAAUAUUUGCAAUGACCCUUGUGACAAUGAUGUUUGCUGUACUGGGUUUCCUGUCACCUUCCAACCGAGGUGGGCUUAUGACUGCCAUGGUUCUACUGUGGGUCUUCAUGGGCUUAUUUGCUGGCUAUUCAUCAUCUCGUUUAUACAAAAUGUUUAAGGGCACAGAAUGGAAGAGGAUUACCUUGAAGACUGCUUUCAUGUUUCCUGGAAUUCUUUUUGCUGUCUUCUUUGUACUGAAUGCUCUGAUCUGGGGGGAGCAAUCUUCUGGAGCUGUUCCAUUUGGAACAAUGUUUGCUCUUGUUUGCUUAUGGUUUGGUAUCUCAGUUCCAUUAGUGUUUGUAGGCAGUUAUUUGGGUUAUAAAAAGCCAGCCACGGAAGACCCUGUAAAGACAAAUAAGAUCCCAAGGCAAAUACCUGAACAGGCAUGGUACAUGAAACCUGCCUUUUCUAUACUUAUCGGAGGCAUUCUUCCUUUUGGGGCUGUUUUCAUUGAGCUGUUCUUCAUCUUGACAUCCAUAUGGCUGAACCAGUUCUACUACAUCUUUGGCUUCCUUUUCAUAGUUUUCCUGAUCUUGCUGAUCACAUGUGCUGAGAUAACUGUUGUGCUCUGCUACUUCCAGUUGUGCAGUGAAGACUACUAUUGGUGGUGGAGGGCCUAUCUCACUGCCGGUUCCUCAGCUUUAUACCUUUUCCUUUACUCUAUUUUCUACUUCUUCACCAAGCUCGAAAUUACAAAGCUGGUCUCGGGCAUGUUAUAUUUCGGUUACAUGUUGAUUGCAUCAUAUGCCUUCUUCGUUUUAACUGGGACAAUUGGCUUUUAUGCAUGCUUCUGGUUUGUUCGUAAGAUCUACUCUUCUGUGAAGAUUGACUGAUGGCAACAAACUACUCAAUUACUAGUGUUGAUACUGAUGAAGUUGAUUGAUAAGUAGAGAAGGAAGCAUUUCCACAUUGAAGGACAGAAGUGCAGAUAGUCACGUUCGCCACUUAACUGGACGAGAACUAAAGGUACCGAGAAUUUGGGGUAUUGCCCAGGGCGUUUUCAUUUUCCAGUGCCAAGAUAGAGGCUUGGACUCUAGGUGUUAUAAUUUCGUUUUGGUUUACACUGUCAUUAUAUUUCUGAACUACACUUUUGACUAGCAAUUUGUGUGGCAGAGAUUUUCUUGCCCUUAGGAUUUAUCAACUUGUGGAUUAAUAUAGAAUUGUGCUCUUCUUUAUGAAUA
Ipomoea triloba (trilobed morning glory) is the source of this 2323-nucleotide messenger RNA. RefSeq names its product transmembrane 9 superfamily member 7-like. Gene Ontology annotation, cellular component: membrane. Gene Ontology annotation, biological process: protein localization to membrane. The transcript has 7 exons. Lineage: Eukaryota; Viridiplantae; Streptophyta; Magnoliopsida; Solanales; Convolvulaceae. The coding region runs from base 50 to 1975 and encodes 641 amino acids. The record is from RefSeq and is a predicted model, not a curated record.